Molecule: messenger RNA, 1565 nt
Organism: Diorhabda carinulata
Lineage: Eukaryota; Metazoa; Arthropoda; Insecta; Coleoptera; Chrysomelidae
Product: lactase/phlorizin hydrolase-like
Exons: 8
Coding region: 77-1549 (490 amino acids)
Biological process (GO): carbohydrate metabolic process
Molecular function (GO): beta-glucosidase activity
Source: RefSeq, a predicted model, not a curated record
AGUUAUUAUCUAGCAAUUAGUUAAUCCACAAUAGCUGUUGUCAUACUUUGUAACAUAAUAAAAUAAUGCGACAAAAAUGACAUGGAUAAUCUUCUCAAAAAUUUUUAUAUGCAUUUUAUUCACUUCCGGAGUCAAUUCUAAAUAUUUUCCACCAAGUAUCGAUUUUGGUGUUGCAACAUCGGCUUAUCAAAUUGAGGGAGCCUGGAAUGUGGAUGGGAGAGGUGAAAGUAUUUGGGAUAACUUCACGCAUUCAAUACCCUCGCCUAUAGCCAAUGGAGACACAGGUGAUGUCGCUUGUGAUUCAUAUGAUAAGUAUGAAGAAGACGUUAGACUAAUCGCUGCUCUUGGUGUUAAAUAUUACAGAUUUUCAAUUUCUUGGUCAAGAGUUCUCCCGACUGGAUACUCCAAUGACAUAAACCAUAAAGGCCUAGAAUAUUAUAAAAACCUCACGCUACAAAUUAAAAAAUUCGGAAUGAUACCAGUUGUAACACUUUACCAUUGGGAUCUUCCGCAACGUCUUCGUGAGGACGGUAUAGAUUGGAUUAAUAUAGACCUUGUGCAACAUUUCGUAAAUUAUUCCAGAAUUGUUAUUGAACAUCUUCCAGAAGUUGGGAUAUGGUUAACCAUUAACGAACCCAAACAAGUUUGCCAUUAUUCAUAUGGAAAUGGAAGAUUUGCGCCUGGUAUUAAAAGCAGUGGGUUGCUGGAAUACCAGUGUGCGUACGUACUUCUUAAGACUCAUGCAGCAGUUUAUCAUAUGUAUAAAGAAGAAUUUCCAAAUUAUGAAGCAAAAAUGGCCAUAGCACCAGACUGUCAAUGGGUAGAGCCUUUAACCGAUAAACCUGCCGAUGUAGCAGCUGCAUACAGACAACUAGAAUUUUGGUGUGGACUGUAUUACCAACCGAUUUUCUCAGGAGAUUGGCCUUAUGAAGUAAAAACUAGAAUCGCUUUAAGAAGCAUUAUGGAACAUUACAAUCAAUCUCGACUUCCACAAUUCGAUCAACAAGAAAUUGAAUAUAUUCGAGGAACCAGUGAUUUCAUAGCUGUAAAUCAUUAUGUUACAUUGUUGGUAUCAGACGUUGAUGAAGGUCCCGAUGAUGUCACCAGUUUUGAAAACGAUAUGCGCACAAAUUGGACCUUUUAUCCUUCUGUAAAUCAGGGAGCGAAUGGUUUUACCGUAAAUCCAUGGGGCAUUAGAAAAGUUAUAAAUUGGCUACAUGAACAGUAUGGGAAACAAGAUAUUUUAAUUACCGAAGUUGGUAUCAGUGACAACGGUACUUCGUUAAAUGACGAUUUUAGAAUAAGCUUUUACACGGGAAUGUAUUGUAAUAUUUUGGAAGCAGUGGAAACAGAUAAUAUAAAUGUUUUCGGAGUUAUCGCUUGGUCAUAUAUAGAUAAUUUUGAAUGGCUGGAUGGAUACACAAUGCACUUUGGAAUGUAUCAUAUAGAUUUCUCUGAUGCCGAUAGAAGACGAGUACCUAAAAAAUCUGUGGAGUUUUUCCAAAAUUUGACGACCAAAAGAUAUUUGAACUGUGAAGAUGAGUUGUAAAUACAUAUUUGAAAAA